ACAACAACAGCAUUACUUCCUGUUUCUCGUUUUUACUGAGGAAUCGAGCCUAUUCUUCACAAGAGUCAAAUCGCGUCGUCAGCAAGUUCAUGCAUAGUAUAUUAAUCUGUGGAAUAAGUACAUGUUUUAAUGUAGUUUGUCGUGGAGUAGAGACAGUGAAUAUAUUACUGACCCACAUAUACAGUAUUAUACGGCUAUUGUACAGCGUUGAACUUCCAUCAGCAUCGGGAGUUAUUAUGAGCGAAGGAGAAGUAUUUCAUGAGAAGCAGAAACUGGAGUUGUGCGCUAUUCAUGCUCUGAACAACGUCCUCCAGGAGCGAGUGUUCACUAAGGAGUCAGCCGAUGACAUCUGCAAGCGGUUAGCUCCACAAUGUGUUGUGAAUCCUCACCGUUCAAUGUUAGGAACAGGGAACUAUGAUGUAAACGUUAUAAUGGCUGCGUUACAGAGCAGAGAUUUGGCUGCUGUGUGGUGGGACAAACGCAGGGCUGUACAGAACCUCUGUGUUUCCAAAGUCCACGGUUUCAUCCUGAACGUUCCAUCGCGUGUGUCUCUUGGAUUAGUGUCUCUGCCUCUUCGGAGGCGACACUGGCUGGCGGUGCGCCAGGUCAACGGACAGUACUACAACCUGGACUCCAAACUAAAGAGUCCUAUCUGCAUUGGGAAUGAGGCAGACCUCCGUGUGUUUCUCAGCGAACAACUUUCUCAGGACGUGGGUGAGAUGCUCCUUGUGGUUCGACGGGAUGUGGAAGAAGAUGGAACGUGGCUGAACUCCGAGGAGCCCAAGAAGUGAGCCCUUCAGGGCAGGACAUUCCUUCAUGCAGCAUGGACUUAUAAAAAAUACAGCAUUUUUCUUUUUUAAACAAGGGAUACUUCUCAAAAGAAAAAUCUUUCAGGGAACGCACUACGAGUUGUUAAGAUGUGUGAGUUCAAGAUCACACACACAAUGACAAACACACACACCACACAUACUCACAUACUUUCCCAAACAAAGACUUGACUCCCAAAGAGAACGGAAGUGGGAGAGAGAUUUCUUCCAAAUGGAGCAGUGGAAUUAUUUGACUGGUUUUGCUGUUCUACUUUUAUCUUCACUGCUGCAGUUUUGUCUCUAUCUCCCCUCUCUCUCUCUCCCCCCCUCUCAUUCUUCCCCUCUGUCUCUCUUUCUUUCCAUCUCUACAUCUUUCUCCCUCUCUGUCUGAAACUCUCCCAUGUUCUAACACAUCUAUGCACUGUUUUGGUAGACCUUCUAGAACUGUUGUCUUCACCCAUGCACAGAGGAGCCUGUUAAAGGGCUAGUAUGGUAAAUGACUGUAAAUGUAAUAUAUUUCACAUCCUUGUU
Hypomesus transpacificus is the source of this 1337-nucleotide messenger RNA. RefSeq names its product Josephin domain containing 2 (gene josd2). The coding region runs from base 90 to 791 and encodes 233 amino acids. NCBI's taxonomy places the organism in Eukaryota, Metazoa, Chordata, Actinopteri, Osmeriformes, Osmeridae. The record is from RefSeq and is a predicted model, not a curated record. The transcript is spliced from 5 exons. Gene Ontology annotation, biological process: protein deubiquitination. Gene Ontology annotation, molecular function: cysteine-type deubiquitinase activity.